GUCGCCGUGCCCACGCGCUCAUAACAUGUAAUUUUCUUCUGAAUUACAAGUAAACUGUACAAAUUAGAAACAUACGUUUAAAAAGAUACCGACCGCACUUUGCGCCCUCAUUUUUUGCCCUAAAGGGAAAAGCACUUACUUGCUACUAACAAUUCGUUAAUUUCGAGUCAAACUUUCUACAUGAAAUGGUUGUCAAAAAAACGAGACGUUAGACUCGAAUGAACAAAAUGUAGUGCGGCACCGAAGGCGGUUUGCUAUCAAUGAUGCAUCCAAAGGUCGGAGGCUGGGCGCUUGUAGCGCUGAUCAGUUCGUCGAUGGUUCUCCACACGAUAGCAUAUCCACAACAGCAUCUCCCGCUUAUCUCACAGGCAACAAGCAACGUUAGGCAACAAAAUCAACCACAGUACUACAGUAAUUCGUUGCCACAGGAAGUCGCUCAGGAGCGCAAGUUCGCUGAGAAGCCAAAUGCCUUGAAGAAAGUCGCAUUGGAUGAUAUCGACGACAUACAAACCAACUCUAUAUCUGACGGUGGAUUCUCAUGGUCUAACAUGCUUGGAAUGAUAAUGCAAAUGCUUUUCAACCCCGGAAACACUGGACCCAACAAGAGCGACAACUUGGACACCGACGUCGCAUCCUCCUCCCCCUGGGCAAAUCUCCUCUCUAUGGGCCUCAAGAUCCUGACGGCAAUCCUUGGAGGAGGCGCAUCCAGUGACGGUAUCGACAAGGUCGACAAUGGAUCCUCGCCCAUGCAGGGUAUAUUGGCUGCGGUACUGUCGACGGUGCUCGGUGCAAAAGAUCCCGACCAAGUCGCCUCCAUGGCAAAGCAGGCUGGAGAGUUCAUCAACAUCGUUGUGAACCUCCUGGACGCUUUGAAGACCUCAUUCUCUCAUCGAUCGCUGACCGCUCGAUCUAUGGGACGCAAGGACUCAGUCAGCGAUGCUGCUCUGGCCGGUAUCGCCAUGCUGAAGACCUACGUGAAAUCCUUUGGAACGAACGAUGACAGAUGUCUGCAGAAAUAUAUUUGCGACGCAAACAUUGAAUGUUCUUCUGAUAUUGGCCCUAAAAGCGUCUUCUGCCAACUUGGAACUUAUGCAGCAAGCUUCGUGAUGGAAAGGCAAUCUGGUGGUGCUUUCGAGGAGUUCACCGAGGCGGGUCGCCGUGGCCGCUCCGGUGUGGACUGCCGUCAAAUGUACCUCCAGUGCAACGAAGUCUAAGGGCGCAAACAACUUACAAAACUCGUAUCCAGUACGAAUAGCAUACAGUGAAGAAUUAUCGGAGACACUGCGUCUGCUACGAAAUUAUUAAAAUUCGAUCCAAAAUAUGUACAUCUUUCAAGUGGUUUGAUAGUAUGAACAUUGCGUGAACUACAUUAGUCAACAUUUUGGCGUACAUUUUAAAUUUCAUUUAAAAACAAUGUAAUUAGGUACACAAUUGUAAAAUUCUGUAUGGUGCCUUAUCGGGGUGUAUUGUGCUCAAAACAUAUCCCAUCGGUCGAAAGCACGUCGAAAAUAGUGUUCUAUUAAUUUAUUUAAAUUAUUUAUUUAUUUAACUUAUUCUAGAAGUUAAUAAGUAGGAAAACAAAGACAUACCCAAUCCAAACGCUCCCGUCCAGUGAAUGCUUCCAAAUCCAUUAUUAUAAAAUAAUUGGUAUGUUUGUAUUGUAGAUAUAAACAAUUACUCCUUAUUUCUAAAUACUGAAACCUACAAACCCAUUUUAACUAUUAUAAAAUUUUGCCCCUUUCUUUCAAAUGAAGAAAAUGGCUGGAAAAAAAAGGACAAAAUAUAUGAAAGCUAAAAUAGGUUUAAUAGAUGUUUAAUGGUUUUUACGAAUAAGAGUUAACAUUCCGCCAAUUUCAAUGUAAAAUUAACGACUGAUGUAAAAAUAAUUGUGUGUGAUAUAACUAACUGUUUGUAUCACAUAAUAGUUAGUAUUGUAUAUUUUAUGUGUGUGUGUGUCUGAGGACGUCCUGUGUGA
Messenger RNA from Achroia grisella, 1975 nucleotides. RefSeq lists its product as uncharacterized. Bases 261 to 1214 code for a protein of 317 amino acids. The record is from RefSeq and is a predicted model, not a curated record. The transcript has 7 exons. Lineage: Eukaryota; Metazoa; Arthropoda; Insecta; Lepidoptera; Pyralidae.